Messenger RNA from Fusarium sp. VM40, 1506 nucleotides. Lineage: Eukaryota; Fungi; Ascomycota; Sordariomycetes; Hypocreales; Nectriaceae. The record is from the annotation of a GenBank genome assembly.
AUGGGAGUCGGCGAGAAACCUGCUCUGCAGGUGAUUGUUUUGGGCUCUGGAGGUGGUCCUCAAGAAUCAAAUACCACUGCUUUUCUGGUCCGCUCUGUUGCUCAAAAAUGGCAUCGGGGCUCCAUCGUUGCCGUCGAUGCGGGUGUUCAUCUCUCUUCUAUAACACGCAUCAUGGAAGCUUCGAUACCAUCACCGCCGCCACCUCCUCCAUUCACACUCACAACAGGUCCCUUUGCAGGUCUUGAGCUUCCUCAUUCUUCAGCUUCUGCUAACGCUGCUCACUUCACCCGAUCUCUGGUCGACACAUAUCUCAUCACCCAUCCCCACCUGGACCACAUCUCUGGCUUUGUGGUCAACACAGCUGGUUUCCCGGGAACAAGGCCCAAGAAACUCGCUGCCUUGCCUAGCACAAUUCAAGCCUUCAAGAAACACAUCUUCAACAAUGUUAUCUGGCCCAACCUCAGUGAUGAGAAUAACGGAGCAGGUCUCGUGACGUACAUGAGAUUGAUGGAAGGUGGGAGUCCCUCACUCGGCGACGGUGAAAGUAGGGGUUACAUCGAAGUUGCAGACGGACUCCUAGUCAAGAUCUGGAGCGUAAGUCACGGACACUGUCUUGAGAAACACAGUCACAGAGGCUCAACAUCAAGCGCGUCUACUCGCUUCAGCAGCCACGAUGCAUCCAUGCCACAGGGGCCGAUAGCACGCUCAUCAUCCUACUAUCCAGGGUCAAUACACCGUGGUUCAGUUUUGCUCUCACAGAAUAGCUUUGGUUCUGUCGCGCCUCCACCCGAACAGGAGCGAAUGUGCGUCUACGACUCAAGCGCCUAUUUCAUCCAGGACCCCGCCACUCAUCGCGAAGUCCUCAUUUUCGGGGAUGUUGAACCGGACAGCCUAUCUCUAAGUCCACGAAAUCUACAGAUCUGGCAAGAAGCCGCACCAAAAUUCGCCGCAGGAAAUCUCAAGGCAAUAUUUAUCGAGUGCAGCUACGAAGACUCACAGAGCAACGAUCGUCUAUUUGGCCAUCUGAAACCCUUAUUUGUUAUAGAGGAGCUGCAUGUGCUCGCUGGGGAAGUCGACGCCGUUCGCAAGAUGCGCAACGAUACUAAGAAGCGUAAGCGCAUGGGCAGCUUAGCUGAUGAGGCUCCACGACGAAAUCCCUCUGUUGUGAACCUCACAACUGAAGACCCCGUCUCUCCCAAGACAGUCAAGGCUUCGACACCGGAUUUCAUAUAUUCAGGCCCGGAGACACCUCCAACACCGCACCUUGCUACGCCCACAGCUGAGUUGACACUCAAUCCAUCUGAGUCUUUCACAUCUGUACCCGCGACAAGACGGCCACUUGAAGGUCUCAAAGUCGUCAUCAUCCAUGUCAAGGACCGGCUGGACGAUGGACCCAACGUUGGGGAUAUCAUUUUGGAGCAACUGAACGAUCACGAAAGCUCCAGCCAGACGCCAUUAGGGUGUGAGUUUGUUAUUUCUAAGCCUGGACAUAGCUUCUAUCUUUGA